Messenger RNA from Exserohilum turcica Et28A, 966 nucleotides. RefSeq lists its product as uncharacterized. Bases 1 to 966 code for a protein of 321 amino acids. Lineage: Eukaryota; Fungi; Ascomycota; Dothideomycetes; Pleosporales; Pleosporaceae. The record is from RefSeq and is a predicted model, not a curated record. The transcript is spliced from 3 exons.
AUGGCGUCGCUCGCGCGGUCAUCCAGAUUGACCUUGCUACGCGCUACUCGCUGCUUCUCGACUUCACGCACGCGCUACUACGCUUCAAUACCGUAUACACGGACAUGUCCGUCGCCGACAUGCGAAUGCGCCUCGGUGCCUGCAGACCUGGACAUUGACCGCAAGACGCCGCUGCUCAAUACCAUGGCUCCGUAUGCUGAGCAAGUGAUAUUUUGCACGGGCAAAAAGGACUGGGUCAGCAACAUUGAGCAGGAAGAAGGCGAAACGGGGGAUUUCGUCAAGGGACUCAAGAGUGUAAUUGGAAAGGGUGCACCUGGAUUUGAUCCCUUCACCAAUGUCCUCAUCACCGCAUCGUCACUACCGAAAAGCUCGACACCCAACACCACCACCGCACUGCUAUUCCCGAGUUUCAAGCGGAUAUCCGCGAUCCCGCACACGGGUGCUUCACUGUCGGACUUUGCGACUGCAUACCUGAAAGCGCGCUGCUUGCACCCCAUGCAUGAUGGGCUGUCUGCGGAGCAAAAAACGCAGCUACUUCGCGAUGAGACCAGGGCCGCGCUCCUGCCACCCGCCGAGGAUAUCACCAAACCCACCAUCUUAAUCUGUGGACAUGGCGGCCGCGACCAGCGCUGUGGCGUGCUGGGUCCGCUGCUGCAAUCGUCGUUCCGCCGUGAGUUGCAGCGGAGAGGCAUCCAUGCUGAUGUGGGGCUGAUAAGCCAUAUCGGGGGACACAAGUAUGCGGGCAACAUCAUCGUGUAUGUGCCGCCUAGCAUGGCGGGUAACGCGCUCAAAGGGUCGGGGGUGUGGUAUGGACGUGUGGGGCCGGAACAGGCCGAAGGCAUCGUGGAAGAGACGUUGGUCAAUGGACGGGUGAUUACAGAUUUGCUGAGAGGCGGUGUUACGCAGGAUGGGGGUAAUAUUGGGAGGAUAGUUGAGGCGCAGAUGAAGAGGGAGAGUGUAACUUGA